This is a messenger RNA of Cyprinodon variegatus (sheepshead minnow), 9311 nucleotides long. Its product is annotated as chondroitin sulfate proteoglycan 4-like. Bases 97 to 7776 code for a protein of 2559 amino acids. The transcript is spliced from 22 exons. The record is from RefSeq and is a predicted model, not a curated record. Lineage: Eukaryota; Metazoa; Chordata; Actinopteri; Cyprinodontiformes; Cyprinodontidae.
UUACAUUGAGAGGAAUGCUAUGCAGGGCAAUGGAGUGUGCAGUCAAGCAGCCAGAUGUUGCUCUCAUCUGAAUAGAUAAUAAUAACCUGACCAACAAUGGGAAGUUUUUUGGCUGAUCUGCUCAUACUACUGCUGAUUUCUUUAGGACACGUUUAUGCAGUUUCCUUCCAUGGCAAUGGCUACAUUCACCUGCAAACUAUAGAGAAGUCCAUUCAGACGUCCAUCCACGUACGAUUUCGUACCUCAAGCCAGUCUGGGCUAAUAUUUUUGGCAGCAGGACGCAGAGACUUCUUACUUCUUGAGCUGAUCUCUGGACGACUGCAGGUACGUCUGGACCUGGGCUCAGGUGAGCGGUCGCUGCGUUCAGCAAAGGGAACCCACUUUAAUGAUCUGGCCUGGCACACAGUUGAUCUAAAUCACACACAGCACAACAUCAACAUGACUGUUGACCGAACCUCUUACACUACUCUCCGGAUGCCAGGACCAGAUUUGGAGCUCAGUAUCGAGGAUGGGCUCCUUGUUGGUGGGACGGCGGGACUUAACCAUCAUUACCUUCUAAACAUCUCAGCUGGCUUUAGAGGUUGCUUGGAUGAAGUUGUCUUCAAUGAACACAACCUACUCUCUAGCCUUCAGGGGAAUUCUGGGUACAAGAGAAUCCAUGAGGUUUCACUGGGUUGCAGUCCACUGUUUUCAGCAACAGAGGAAGAUCCUGUGAGGUUUUCCAGCUCUAAAGCCUUCAUCUCUCUACCCCAAUGGGAGGUUCUUCAAGAGGGGAUAUUUGAGUGUGAACUUCACCCUUCUUGGAAAGAAGAAAAUGGAUUGGUGUUGUACAGCUUUGGGAGUGAAGGAGGGUUUGUCUCGAUGGAGAUCAGGAAUGGCCACGUUGUGGCCUCAGUAGGAAAUGGAAAGGGUGGUAAAACCGAGGUGCAUUCACUGACACAUGUCUACAGCAAGCACACCUGGUACACCAUCCAGGUGCUCCUACUACCUGAUAGCAUUCAACUGAAGGUAGGCAAGGAGUUAGUGAAGACCAGUCUGAGUCAGGACCUCCAGGACAUCCAGCUUAAAGGGCCUCUCUUCCUUGGAGGACUGGAUGAGGUUGCUCUAGAAAAAGCAAAAAGUGCUGGAUUAUCUUCUGUUUCUCUUGAAAAAGGAGGAGGGGGAAGAUCAUUUAAAGGCUGUCUACAAAAAAUUACAGUGAAUGGCCAAAAGACUGGCUUACCUCAUGCCAUAGCCACUAAGGAUGUUACUGUGGGCUGUAACAUAGGCCAGGCUCCAAAGGUAGUGAUCAUAUCCAGUUCCACAGAUUUGCCUGAGCACGAUGUUGCCACCACACAGACUAUCGGCUACAGGAGGGUCACAAAUUUAUUGUCGCUUCGAGCGUUGGAGGUCCCUGAAGGUGGCCAGGCACUGCUUGAACCCAAACACAUAAAGGUAAAUCUUGAGUUUCGCAAACUAGGGAUCCAUCCAUCACAACUGUUAUGUCGCAUUGUUGAGCCUCCUGUUCGUGGUCAGCUGCGUUUGAAUCCAAGUCCAGAUCCAGAUGGGUUGCCUGAGGAGACACAGGAAAGGAUCCUCGGAAUAGGGGCAGAGGAGAGGGAUCGUACUUUCAGCAUCUUGGACCUGUGGCAGGGCCGGGUCAUGUACGUUCAUAGUGGCUCUGAAGACCAGGAGGACUUUUUCACAUUUUCCAUCUUCUCUAACAAUAAGAAUGAGAUGCCUAUAUUUCUGGAAGAAAGUCAUUUGCACCGGUUUAAUAUCAGCAUAACUCCAGUUAAUGAUGCUCCUGUUCUUAGUUUGCCACAAGGAAACCUGUUUACUCUGCCUGAGAAGUCUAGACGACAGCUGACAACAGAUAUGCUGAGAGUGUCAGACCCUGACAGCAGGCCUGAGGAUCUUGUCUUUAGCACAAUGGGAAACCUAAAUUCUGAAGCUGGUUACCUUGAGAACCAAGAUUACCCUGGCAGGCCCAUCAACUUGUUCUCUCUAAAUGAUCUGGAGGAUGGUAAGAUCACCUUUGUGCACACAGGAGUUUCUGCAUCCAGGCUGGUUCUCAGAGCCAGCGAUGGACAUAGAGUCAGCAACGCAGUAGUUUUAAGAAUCAUGGCAGUGACACUUGAAUACAAAGUAGAAAAUAAAACCGGACUGGAGGUGAAUCAGGGGGAAGCUGCCAUCAUCAGCACCAGUCACCUUGCUGUACAGGUCAAUAUGGCAGAUAGUUCAGUAGAUGUGUGGUAUGACGUGACAGAGUUGCCACAGUUUGGUGAGAUACAGAGGUUGCACUCAAGUGGCGAAUGGAAAUCCACCACCUUUUUCUCACAGAGACUUCUGGAAAAGGAAAGGAUCCGAUAUCUCAGCACCUAUCACGGAAUUCAGACUCAAAGCAACGUUAAGGACCAAUUCAAAUGUAAAAUAGUCAUCAAUUCGAUUGCAAGAGAGGAAGUUGUUUUCCCUAUAGAGAUCCGCUGGAUUCAACUGAAAGUAACACGUAGCAAGAUGGAAGUGACUGGUCUUGAGAGUGCCGUUCUUACGCCUGAAGACCUUCAUGUGAUUUCUAAAGGUAUUAAAAUCAGUGAGAGUGAUCUCUUCUUCAGAGUCCUGACAGUACCAAAGAAAGGGAGGCUGUUCCUUAGACAGAAGGUUUUGCAAAGGAACUCAACCUUUAGCCAAGAAAACAUCACAGAAGGUUUGGUGAAAUAUGAACUUUUUAACAGGCUGCAUGAUGACACUAGAGAUUCCUUCAGCUUUCAGGUUUUUUCUGCUCAUGCUGCUUCAACACCUUAUGACUUCAGAAUCAACAUCAAAGCAGAGUCAAGUGCAGUAACUGUCCUAAAUAAAGGCCUUUCGAUCCUUGAAGGAGCAAGUAAAGUAAUUACGAAGGACAUUUUGUUCACUCACACGGGAAGUAGCCGAGAAGUUCAUUAUAAUGUAACUGUGAGCCCCAGGCAUGGGCAGUUAAGGAAGAUCAAUCUGUCCAACUCAACUUCCAUUAAUGACAACAUACUGACAUUCACCAAUCAGGACAUCACAGAGGAGCGUGUCAUGUAUGUUCACGAUGAUAGCGAGACCAAACAGGAUUACUUCAUGUUUCAAAUUGCUGUGUAUAAAUCUAACAAACAGGCAAACAGGAAAGACGAGGGAAACCCUGAGGAGCACAUCUUUAACAUCUCUGUUCAACUAGUCAACGAUCAGAGACCUGUCAGGGUUGUUGAUAAGGUCUUCCAUGUGGCCCGGGAUGGACAGAGGUUGGUGACAUUGAAAGAUCUGCGCUACCGAGAUGAUGACUCGGAUUUUGAGGACAGCUGGUUGGUCUAUACAAGGAGGGGGAUCCCAAUGGGAGAGCUGGUGCUGGCCAGCGAUCCAAGUCACAGGCUGUAUGAAUUCACACAGCGGGACCUUGAGCAGAACAAGGUGUUGUUUAUCCACAGUGGUGUUAGCUUUGGCCGCUUUGUGCUUUUCGUAACAGAUGGGAAACACUAUGUGUCAGCGCUCCUGGAGGUAAUUGCACAAGAUCCAUACUUGCAAGUGGAGAACAACACGGGUCUGAUGGUCCAGCAGGGUGGGAUUGCAGCCCUGACUUCUGCUAACCUCAGCAUCAUCAGCAACCUAGACAUACGGGACCCCCAGGAAGUGACUUUUGAGGUCUACGUUCCACCUAGUCAGGGCGUGCUCUGCUUUAAUGAUGGGCAGAAGGAGGCAAUCAUUGGAACUGAUGCCAUUUCAGUUUUCACCCAGAGAGACUUGGUGGCAGGACGUCUGGCCUAUCACCACAGCGGAGGCCACAAGUUGUUGGACGUUUUCAAUGUGACGGCAAGAGCAAGAGAAAGAAGCACUGAGAGGCUCACUGAAAGAGGAAGGAGGGAGGUGCAUUUGGAUAUCGGAGUGCCGGUAAAAAUAUAUUUGGAGAGUCAUCACAGGCCUCCAACCGUUAAAACCAACCGCCCGGUGGUGGUGGCGGAGGGACAGAAUACCUCCAUAAGCAGGGAAGAUGUAGAGGUGGUCCACGAUGACAGUUUACCCUCAGAAAUAAUCUUCACUGUCCAAGUUCCUCCUAGAGUCGGCAUCAUUUAUAAAUCACCAAGCAACAAAAAUCAGGAAGAUAUAAAGGGUUUCAAGGAGCAGCCUACAACCUCAUUCACUCAAGAAGAUCUCAACCAGAGAUCUGUUAUGUAUCAGCAGCAGGCUGCAGGAAGUAUUAAUGACUCUAUCGUCUUAGAGGCAACAAAUGGGGUGACGAAGGUUGGACCUUUUACAGUGAUGAUUGACAUCAUACCGAUCCUGCUUCCCCUACAGGUGUUAAACUUGACUCUGGAUGAAGGGUCGUCCCUGCCUCUCACAUCGAGUAUUAUCAAGGUUGCCAGUCAUCACUUUUCAGGGCUGAAUUUCCUUUACCAGGUUAUUGUUUCACCAAGAUGUGGACAUUUGGAGCACAGCCGUAUCCCGGGAAUGCCUAUCCAUGCUUUUACACACACAGAGGUGGAGCGUGAGUACAUCUCUUAUGUCCAUGAUGGUAGUGAAACUCUGAUGGACAACUUUACAAUUAUAGCCAAUCAAACAGAGAUGAAAAAGCAUAGCUUGCCUUGCACGGUUCACAUCACAGUCACACCUGUCAAUGAUGAGACCCCUGUUGUCACCACCAACCGUGGGCUAAAGGUGUGGGUGGGGUCUAUUACAGAAAUAAGCACCAAUGAACUCAGUGCAGAAGACUCAGAUACUCCACCUGAGGGCCUGGAGUAUGUUGUCACACCACCUAGCAAUGGUCACUUGGCUCUGAAGCGCUCCCCAUCUAGAUACAUCUUGAACUUUACCCAAACUCACAUACAGAGCAGGCAGCUGGUGUUCGUCCACAGCGGUCCAUUAACGGGGGGCUUUCACUUUCAGGUGAAUGAUGGAGUUAAUUUUGCUCCUCGGCAGAUCUUCAGUACCACAGCCCAAGCUCUUGUCCUUACUUUACAGAAGAACCACCCCAUGGAGGUUUACCCAGGCUCGUUGACGCCAAUCUCAGAGCAGGAGCUUCAGGUUGUUACCAACAACAUCAGUGACAUUGCAAGAAACCAAUCUGUUGUUUUUGCUGUGACUGCUCCUCCAAAAUUUGGUCGCCUGGUUCAACGAAUGCCUGAUAACUCUUUUAGAAACAUUUCCACGUUUACUCAGCGCAUGGUGAAUGACGGGUUGAUCUUAUAUGAUCAGAACAAGCCAGAGUCGGUGGGCUGGUCAGCUGCAGACUCCUUCUCUUUCACCGUGUCCUCUCCUCCAGCUUUCCUCCCUCCACACACCUUCACCAUUUUGAUCUCCUACCAAGCCAACGAUCACCUUGGCAACCCUCAACAGAGGACCAGACUACUAAACAAUGCAGGUGCUGUGGUAGCAGAAGGAGGCAGAGUGACUAUUGACCGCUCUAAACUUGAUGCCUCCAACCUGCUGGGAAACCUCCCGGAGUCCAACAGAAAGGACCACCACAUCAUGUACCGAGUGAUUUCUCUGCCUCGACACGGAGCACUGACUAUACAGGGACACAAUCUCACCAGGAGCCAGACAGAUUUCUCACAAGCUACCCUGAACAAGUUUGGGAUCAUGUACCUCCAUGACGACUCAGAGACAACGAAGGACAGCUUUACUUUUCGGGCCUGGGUGGCUCCUUUGCAUCUUCCCUCUUCCUCCUCUUCAUUGCCCUUGUCUUCCUUUUCCUCCGAUUCCUCGUCUUCCACUUCUUUUUCCCCUCUCUAUUCUCCUUCGUUGCCCUCCUACCCAGCACUGGGCACGGCUUCUCAUCGCCACCCUACCAUGGACGGCGUGGCAGUGACAGAGAUGUUCAACAUCACUGUGACGCCUGUCAAUGACCAUCCACCGUUAAUUAGAAGCAGAGCCCCGAGCAUGAAGGUUGUGGUUGGGGAGAGAGUCAUUCUUGGGCCUGAUAACCUUCAGGUUGAGGACCAUGAUACUCCACCAGAAGAACUGCACUACCUUGUGAUCAGCAAACCCAACAACGGUUUCCUGACUUUGGGAGAAAGACCUGAGCCAGUGACUUCUUUCACACAGUAUGACGUCAACCACGGCCGACUGCAUUUCACACAGCAGGGUGAGGUCUCAACUGGAGUUUUCUACUUCAAUGUCACCGAUGGUCAUCACCGUCCACUCUACAAGCUGUUUAGCUUAGAGGUUGUGAAGCCAUCUGUAUCCAUGGUUAACAACACAGGCCUGUCGUUGGUUCAAGGCCGCACUGCGGUUGUGUUGACAACCAACCAGCUGGCGGCUCAAACCAACGGUCAGAGGCAGGCUAAUAUCUCCUACAUGGUUACCAAGCACCCACGCCAUGGACGCAUAGCUAUCAACGACCAGGAGGUCACCACCUUCCAGCACGAAGACCUCCAGUUUGGUCGGGUCGUCUAUCACAUGACUGAUCUCAGCGAAUCAGAGGACAGCUUCCAGAUCUCAGUGUCCGCCUGGUCUUCUGGUGUUGACUAUGGGAGACUGACGGAGCAGACGGUGAAUGUCACUGUGAGGCCUCUGGUCUACCUUAGAGAACCAGUUAGAGUCCCGAGUGGUAUUGCUGUAAAAUUGGGAAAAGCCAUGAUUGAUGCCUCCGAGCUCGCCAGAAUCAGCAGGGUUGAUCCAGUUUUUGAGGUUCUCUCUCCACCGAAGCAUGGCAAAUUAGUCAAGAUUACCUACGAUCCAAACCAUGCAUCAGAGGCACUGAGGUCAUUUACAUUCAGGGAUGUCAUACAGGGCAGAGUUGCCAUUGAAGAGACUCUCAGUGACGCCGACAGCCAGAUCCACAAUAACGAAUCCACGCUCACAAAGGCCCGUGGCCACACACCAGCCACUCCCCUCAACGAUUCCUUCACCUUCCUGCUAAAAGCCGGAAACGUCCAGCCAGCGAAGGGCGAGCUUCACUUCACCAUCUUUCCACACCACCAAAUGCGACACGGCACAAGAGGUUUCCACAAAGUACGUGGAGCAAGUCAUGAGCACGUCACCACCCGUUUCGGAGCCCACAACAGAACGACUUUAGAUGAUGGACAUGGAGAGGCUGAGAUGCACAGUACGACUGCUGAGAGUUUGCACCCUUACAUUUUGUCAAAUAAAAACCAAAACAAGACUCAGCGGAAGAUAAAGCCCCACAACCGCUGGGGGAACCGUACGCGCAGUCAUGGAGGAAGAUCAGGGACCCCCCCUGAGAUAGCAGUAGAGGGGCACACUCAUGCUCCACAGCCCCACACCCCUCCUGUCCCAGAAAUACAGGUUCCAAUAAUCCCUCCCAUCCCCGACCUGGUUAAUGUCGAGAUCCUUCCUCGUCCUGCCUCUGACCCCCUCCUCAUCAUCCUACCCCUCCUGGCUUGUUUGCUUCUCAUCGUAAUCCUUGUGGUUCUGAUUCUUGUUUUUCGCCAUCGCAAAGAGAAACAAGCUCGGCAGCGGCUGAUGCACGAACUGGCUGCAAUGCAGUUACCCAGUGAGGACAGCCCUUACCCGGGCCGGCCGCAGAGAAGCAUGGCCAUGCCUAAUGUGUUAGUCACCCAACUCGGCUCUGCAAGCUGCCCUACCUCCCCAAGGGUAUCCAUGACCCCAAGGAGGAGUCUGGCUCCUGGCAUGACCUUCUGGGGGCCGAUUGAAUCUGAUUUAGCAGGUAGGGAUGGAAACAUCAGGGGUCGUAACAAUAGUGAAAUAGAAAAUCUAGGCUGUGCUAAUAUGCCCCAAGUUUCUCCUGCAGGGUUUAAAACCGCUUGGAGAUCCCGGUCCCCUACUCCAACUCUUAAAGACAGCCAGUUCUGGGUUUGAAUACAAGUCCUUUGUACAAAAACUGUGCCUUAUAAAGGGGGGAUCAAUAGAAGCGUUUGCUUUCUAUUGGCUACAUGUGACAUUUCCUGCUAAUUUAAAGUAUCUUCCAUCAAACUUAAUUAGCCUGACUUCAAACUUAGAUUUAUGAGGAAAAUGUCAUGUGACUUCUGUCUAGGGUGCAAGAGUUCCUUUGGAUGCAGUCAAGUAAAUAAUUAACUAGGAAGACUAUUAUGUUUUUUAAAAUACUACCACAGUUAAGUUUAACGUUAAACAAAAAAUCCAGUGGCUUGUCUACACCUCAGUUAGGUAACAUCCGUUAAAUAAAUCUCUUACCUUAAGUUAUGUUUUUUGAAUAUGUUGGUUGUUACAUUAUGCUUCACUGUACACGUCUUUUAAGCUUUAUAUUUGAAACAUAGUGUGCAUUAAAAAAUAAUUAAUACCCAAUAAAAUAUUCUAAAUUUGCCACAAAAUUUUUACAGACUUCAUGAUAUUUUGCAUGGAUUUAAUAAGAUAAUUGCGGAAGUGCUCAACUGCAAACACAGCUGCAAGUAUACAGUAAGUGAAUAUAAAUUGUCAGGAUUAAUUCGAUUUAACCGGGAAGUUUUAAUAGAACCAUAAUUUCAUUCAUUUCAGUGUUUCUCUAACUUUUUUAAUUUUCUUAACUUUUUUUAAUUUAAACCUCCACCCGUGUCUUUCUUUCUUAAAACUGAAAUUCAGACAUAAAAUAGGACAAUAUUAAUUAAACAGGCGACUUUUAGAGGCUUUUAAUUGCACUGGAUUUCUGUUUAAGGGUGUAAGGAUAAGGAAGACUGCAAAAUCCUGAGACUGGGCAGUGGAAUUUAAGGAGUAAAUCUUCAUUGUGAAAUAAGAAGACAGAUCAUUAUUUUCUGCCAGACUAAUUACACACUACAUAGCAAAGAAAACAACCCCAAAUGAAAAAUACCAAUUAAACGUAUCCAACAACAAAGAAAACAAUUUACAAACCAGGAAAAAUCUUUAAUUAAACAAAACGGCAGCUUUCCUCUACUACUCCAUUCUGAUAGAAAGAGGUUCUGGUUACAAAAGGCAUUAAAGUCUUAACAAAUAAAGUGUAUGGCAGUCAGGUUAUUUAAUUAUUGUUUGCAGUUUCUUGGUCCUUUUGUUUUCUGUAGGGGAGGUGAUAGUUCUGCAUGACACUCCAUGCAUUAACAUUAUUUUGAAGUUUCAUGUCUCAUUUUUCAAAGUUUGCAACCAGAUAAGACAGUAAACCUCUGCAAAGGCUUUUAAGAGAGGUAGAUAGAUAUGUUCCUCAUUCUUGUUACGUUAAACCCCUUAACUGUGUGCUUUAUAUACCUGUGUUGUUUUGUUAUAUGUGAAAAUUGUUUUUAAUAAAAUAUGUUUCCUAAAAAGGAGUGUCUUUGUCAGACAAACAACCAAAAUGAUUUCUGAAUAUAAUAUUUAGAAAAUGAAAUAAAAUUUACUCAAUUUCUUUUGUAAAGGCCAACAAUCUGCUUGUCUUUUGACAGUAAAGUUGCAAGUUAGAGAUCCGAACUAAC